AUCACAGAUUCCACUGCUCCAAUUUAUUGAUGAGGAAAUCAAGACAAGGAGUGAAGAAACUUACCAGAGGUCACACAACUAGAGAGAAUCAGGACCUGUCCUCAAACACAAGAUUGUCUCAUUCUAAAGGCUGGACUGUUUUAGAUGAUACAACCUUACUACACAGUGUAAGAAAUGGCUCUAGGAAACAAUACUCAGCGAAGUUAUUCCAUCAUUCCAUGUUUUAUAUUUGUUGAGCUUGUCAUCAUGGCCGGGACAGUGCUGCUUGCCUACUACUUCGAAUGCACUGACACUUUUCAGGUGCAUAUCCAAGGAUUCUUCUGUCAGGAUGGAGACUUAAUGAAGCCUUACCCAGGGACAGAGGAAGAAAGCUUCAUCACCCCUCUGGUGCUCUAUUGUGUGCUGGCUGCCACCCCAACUGCUAUUAUUUUUAUUGGUGAGAUAUCCAUGUAUUUCAUAAAAUCAACCAGAGAAUCUCUGAUUGCCCAGGAGAAAACAAUUCUGACUGGAGAAUGCUGUUAUCUGAAUCCUUUGCUUCGAAGAAUCAUAAGAUUCAUAGGUGUAUUUGCAUUUGGACUUUUUGCUACUGACAUUUUUGUAAAUGCCGGACAAGUGGUCACCGGGCACCUAACACCAUACUUCCUGACAGUGUGCAAGCCGAACUAUACCAGCGCAGACUGCCGAACGCACCACCAAUUCAUAAACAAUGGGAACAUUUGUACCGGGGACCUGGAAGUGAUCGAAAAAGCACGGAGAUCCUUCCCCUCCAAACACGCUGCUCUGAGCAUCUAUUCGGCCUUAUAUGCCACCAUGUACAUCACAAGCACAAUCAAGACAAAGAGCAGUCGACUGGCGAAGCCAGUGCUGUGCCUCGGGACACUCUGCACAGCCUUCCUGACGGGUCUCAAUCGGGUGUCGGAGUAUCGGAACCACUGUUCCGAUGUGAUUGCAGGCUUCAUCCUGGGCACUGCCAUCGCCCUGUUUCUGGGAAUGUGUGUGGUUCAUAACUUCCAAGGAACACAAGGAUCUCCUUCCAAACCCAAACCUGAGGAUCCCCGUGGAGUACCCUUAAUGGCUUUCCCAAGGAUAGAAAGCCCCCUGGAAACAUUAAGUGCACAGAAUCAUUCUGCCUCUAUGACGGAAGUGACCUGAGACUCUAAGAUGCCACAAGCUGUUUUUUUUUAAAUCACCCUCCAAUUGGAUACUUCAAGACACACAGUUACUGAAUGUCAAACUGUGAAGACAAGUAUUAUGUUUAUCUAAUUAGAGGCUAAUGUUUUGUACAUUUUUUUGUAUGAGGAAGUGAUGUAGCUUGCCCUGAUUUUUUUUUCCUUUUUCUUUAUCCUUUUUUGGUCAGCUUUAAUAUAUUUAUGCCAGACUUUUAAACCAACAAAACUUUCUUCUUGUUCAAGUGUGCAUUGAGGAACCACAUUUAUUCAAUGGUUGAUGUUGUUUUGUGAUAUUUGUACACUAAGCUUCUUUUCUCAGUUUUAUAGACACAGAAAUAAAAUUAAUACAACAAUUCACUUUAACCUUUUCUUACCACAGUUGCUGCCUCCGGAAUUUUUGACAAAAGUUGUUUACUUUUGAGUUGCAGAGAAGGCAAUGUUGGUUAAUGAUAAGUCUCAAAGUCCAUAGUGCAAAAAAAAGUAUGUUACUUCCAAAAGAACUUCAUGUUCUGAUUUAAUUAUGUUUAUAAAAUCUAAACUCAUGUCAUUGUUAAUGAAGUAAUCUAGUUGCAUAAAUAAUUGGCAGAGAAGUCUGAAUUUGAAGUGUUGUAAUUAUAUGUUCCGCUUUAGAUAAGGACCUCUCCCACUUAAGAAACUCAAGAUCUUUCUAUAAACAUGUCUUUGAGCAGGCAAGUAAUACUGCCACCUUCUUUCAGGAAAAAAAAAGAAAGAAAAAGAAAGCAGCAGCCAACACCAGCCUCCUGGUUAACUCAACAGUUUUGUAUAUCAUAUUGUAUGGACUUUAUAUGAAAAUGAAUAUUUUACAGUUUGCACAGUAUUACUUUACAGAAAGGGUAACAGAGCAUCUACAACUUAGAGCCCCAGAGCAAUGGCUUGACUUUGUGGCUUAAUUGUUCUAGAAUUUUAACUGCAUCUCAUUUUUCUAGCAUGAUAAUAACUAAUGUCUUAACCCCUUAAAGAGAAGGAGCUCCCCUGUCUGUACCUACCAGAAUGUUUUCUUGACAGUUCCAUGUUGACUUUUAGCAUUUUUUGUACAUAUUUUUUUUCUAAAGAGAAGAAAAAAGUUAUCACA
Sorex fumeus (smoky shrew) is the source of this 2262-nucleotide messenger RNA. RefSeq names its product phospholipid phosphatase related 1 (gene PLPPR1). The record is from RefSeq and is a predicted model, not a curated record. The coding region runs from base 175 to 1152 and encodes 325 amino acids. Gene Ontology annotation, molecular function: phosphatidate phosphatase activity. NCBI's taxonomy places the organism in Eukaryota, Metazoa, Chordata, Mammalia, Eulipotyphla, Soricidae. The transcript has 8 exons. Gene Ontology annotation, biological process: phospholipid metabolic process; signal transduction; phospholipid dephosphorylation.